AUGCAUUCCUCCCUCACCAUUCCUCACUUGACUGUACUGGUUGCUGGCACGACUAUUGCGCUAUUUCACAUAUACUUCAGCAAUCGAGACAAUGCGCAGGCAAGGUUCUGGAAAGCUCAUCCCAUGUCAGACGCCCGAUCGGAAUGGUUUUGGUGGGCACGAGUGGUCAUGAGAUCUGUUUUCGGAAGCAAAUCUAUGGUGGAUGAUGGAUACAACACGUAUUCAUCUAGAAACAACAUCUUUGGCGCGCCUAGCAUCGACCGCGGAGCUUUCGUUGUAAUUCCGCCACAACAACUCAAGUCUAUCUACGACCUUCCUGAAUCUGUAGUUGAUGCGCACUGGACGCAGUCGGAAAAUAUACAAGCAAAAUACACAAUUGGGGAUCCAGAAGUGUUUUCACAAAGCUUUCACGUCAACGUCAUCCGUAAUCAGAUUACAAGAAGCCUGGACUAUCUUACCGCGGGCAUUACCGAGGAGAUAACCCUCGGAUUCGAGAAACACUGGGGUGUUGAUGAUAAGGAGUGGAGACGGGUAGCAGCUUGGCCAAGCUGCCUUCAAAUCGUUGCUGAAGCUGUCAACCGGGUGUUCAUUGGGGCUCCUCACUGUCGAAACAAAGAGUUUUUGGAGGCGACGAAAUGGCAUGCUGAGUGGGUUUUCUCGAACGCAUUUCUUAUCCAUGCCGUACCUUGGAUUUUUAAACCUGUACUUGGCAAUUUGAUUUGGCUGUACGGGAGAAGAGUGCGUAGUAAAUGUCUCAAACCAAUGCUGCCUUUGAUCAAAGAACGGCUGUCUAGAUUCUUACAGCAAGCAAAUGAUCCGUCUGCCGAUUGGGAUCCUCCACAAGAUGGAUUGCAAUGGCUAAUUGAAGAAGCCUGGAAGACAGGCAACGCAAAAUACAUCGAUCCAAGCCGUAUUGGACAUCGCCUUCUCAUCUUAAAUUUUGUCUCUAUGCAUACAACUAGCUUUACCUUGGCAAAUGCUUUGCAAGAUCUUUUCAGCGAGGUCCCAAGUAUUGGAAGUGUAGAAGACUUGCGCGAGGAAUGCGCCCGUGUCUUAAAAGAGGCUGGAGGCGUCUGGACGAAAGAUGCGGUAUCGAAGUUACAUCUCGUUGAUUCAACGAUUCGAGAGUCUAUGCGAAUCUCUUCCUUCUCUAUUCUUGCUCUUCCUCGACGUGUGGUAGCUGAAGAAGGCAUCACCAUUGAUGAUGACGUGCACAUUCCUAAGGGGAUCUAUCUCGCAACGCCGAUGGAUGCCAUCCAUCUUGACGCGAAGUUCUAUAGCGAUCCAACAAAAUUCCAUCCAUUCCGCUUCUGCCAUUCGUCCCAUGUACAAGGAACACGAACACAGGAGUUAUACAAAAACAGAGAUGGAGAUGCUACGAUGCCGCCACUAGAUCUCGACAAGACUUCCGCAAAAGCGAAAUCCACAGUCACACUGGAUGAUAAGUUCUUGUCUUUUGGAUUCGGUCGCAAUGCAUGCCCGGGGAGGUUUUUCGCCCUCCAUGAGAUAAAGUUGAUGAUGGCGCAUAUUCUUCUGAACUACGAUAUACAAUAUUUCAAAAAAAGGCCGGAACAAUUCAAGAUCAUGUGGGUGCAGCUGCCCCAUGAAAAGACUCAUUUUACGAUCAAACGCAGGCUAGGGACGAUUUGA
Messenger RNA from Cucurbitaria berberidis CBS 394.84, 1650 nucleotides. RefSeq names its product cytochrome P450. The coding region runs from base 1 to 1650 and encodes 549 amino acids. Gene Ontology annotation, molecular function: oxidoreductase activity, acting on paired donors, with incorporation or reduction of molecular oxygen; monooxygenase activity; iron ion binding. The record is from RefSeq and is a predicted model, not a curated record. The transcript has 5 exons. Lineage: Eukaryota; Fungi; Ascomycota; Dothideomycetes; Pleosporales; Cucurbitariaceae.